Messenger RNA from Chondrus crispus (carragheen), 336 nucleotides. RefSeq lists its product as hypothetical. Lineage: Eukaryota; Rhodophyta; Florideophyceae; Gigartinales; Gigartinaceae. The record is from RefSeq and is a predicted model, not a curated record. The coding region runs from base 1 to 336 and encodes 111 amino acids. The transcript has a single exon.
AUGGAUUGCUUCAAAACUGCCCGCAAACCGGGUUGUGGUGUAAGCAUUGGGUGCGAGGGUGUGGUUCGACGGGUGAGGUUUGACGGGUGCUCUUUUAAACUUGAUCACUGCAUAGCGCACGUGUUAAAUACCGCCAAGUGUAUGUCUGCAAGAAUUCGUGCCUCGAAGUCGAUUGCCUACAAGUUGUACCGCGGUCACUGCUCCUUUGCUGCAGCCAAGACUCAGAUCCAACAACGUCUCAACUACGCAAUAUGGUCCAAAGUUACUGUGGCCACCUCCAUCCUCACCCGCAUGCCGGCGCAUGCCACAGACGUUGUCCACCCACUCCACGUGUAA